GCUUCAGUUGUCACGGACACCUCGGUGCUUCUCCAGCGUCACGUGCCAUCUUGCUUUAAGUUACCAUGGUGACACACCCAUCAGUAUAAAAGUAAGCCCCCGACUGCAUAACUCUCUCUAGCAGAAAAAAAAAAAAAAAAAAAAAACUCCGGAUUUUAUCCCCACAACACCAUCAGAAACAGCUCCAACCAAUGCCUCUGGACUCCUCGGAUUUCAACUGGACCGUCUCUGCCUUCACCUCUAAACUGACCCCCGCUGCUGACAUAUGUGUGGGGCUCACCAUCCUCUCCAUCGUUCUGCUCUCUGUUCUGGGAAAUGGCCUGGUUCUGGUUAUCUGCUACCGCAGGAGGAAAAAGAUGGCGGGCUCAGAGCUGCUGUGCGUCAACCUGGCCGUGGUGGACUUCCUCUGCUGCAUCUGUUUCUACCCGCUCUCCAUCCUCUCCUCCUUCCAUCACGCGUGGCUCGGAGACAACAUCACGUGCGUUUACUACGGCCUCGGCUGCUUCAUCUUCGGUCUGUGCGGCAUAUUCACCAUCACUGCAAUCAGCAUCAUUCGAUACCUGAAGACUUGCUACAGCUUGGUUUAUGCUAAGUGGCUGGAGGGAACAAACCUCCGCAUAGCAUGCUGUACCAUUUGGCUCGUGGCUACAGUGUGGUCUAGCUUCCCUCUGUUUGGCUGGGGUGAGUACGUCCCAGAGCCUUACGGACUGUCCUGCACCGUCGCCUGGAAAGGUUAUCACACCUCAGCCAAGGAUGCCUUCUAUGUCAUCUGCUCCUUCGUCUGCUUCACACUGGUUCCCAUCCUCAUGAUCGUGGUGUCCCAGAGUCUGAUCCUCUUCAAGGUGUCCCGCUUUUCCGACUUGCUGUCUGCAAAAGGCAUCCGCAACAAUCUGCGGCAUAAAGAAAAAAAACUCUCGAUGAUGUUUUUCUGCAUCAGUCUUGGCUUUGUGAUUGCCUGGGCUCCGUACGCUGUUGUCUCCUUCCUUUUCAUUUUCCACAAGGAUGGUAGGUACAUGGCUCCCAUGGGCUUCGUGUUCCCUGCCCUCUUUGCCAAAAGCUCACACAUCUACAACCCCUUCAUCUACUUCUACUUCAACAAGACUUUCAAGCAGGAGCUCCGCUGCCUGCUCCUAUCUUUGUGGCCCAAGCUUGGAGGAAAUCGAGUGGGUGCCCAUGCCAUAUCAGUCCAACAAGCCCCUUAUCCCAUCCACAUUCAGCUCCAGGAGAGACUCUGCACCAAAAAGGCCAGCUUUGCUUUGUCUAAGGACAAACCUCACAGUAAGAGUAGAGCCAAGAGCAGUGGCAGAGCUUCGAACACCAGUAGCCACCAUUUCAGAGACAGGCAGGUGUACGCAUGCUGGGGCUCCUCGUCCAAGAACAUUUCCAACUUAUUGGAGAAUAAACCUGCCAAAGGCUCUCUUCCUAUCUCUUUAUGAACUUGUCUAUUUCUGUUUACACAAGAAUCACAAGUUCUGUGGCAGAGACACUCAUCCAUGCUUUCAUCACUUCAAGUCUGGAUUAGAUGGCAAUGGAGUCCUGUCCAUGGUACCCAGCAAAGACCUGGACAGGCUCCGGUAUGCGAGAACUCAGCUGUCAGGGUCUCUC
Molecule: messenger RNA, 1605 nt
Organism: Labrus mixtus (cuckoo wrasse)
Lineage: Eukaryota; Metazoa; Chordata; Actinopteri; Labriformes; Labridae
Gene: opn8c
Product: opsin 8, group member c
Exons: 4
Coding region: 192-1436 (414 amino acids)
Biological process (GO): G protein-coupled receptor signaling pathway
Cellular component (GO): membrane
Molecular function (GO): G protein-coupled receptor activity
Source: RefSeq, a predicted model, not a curated record